This is a messenger RNA of Pyricularia pennisetigena, 1971 nucleotides long. RefSeq lists its product as uncharacterized. The annotation marks the transcript as partial. The record is from RefSeq and is a predicted model, not a curated record. NCBI's taxonomy places the organism in Eukaryota, Fungi, Ascomycota, Sordariomycetes, Magnaporthales, Pyriculariaceae. Gene Ontology annotation, cellular component: nucleus. Gene Ontology annotation, molecular function: DNA-binding transcription factor activity, RNA polymerase II-specific; RNA polymerase II cis-regulatory region sequence-specific DNA binding. Gene Ontology annotation, biological process: regulation of transcription by RNA polymerase II. The transcript has 2 exons.
AGAAUUGCGACAAUAAUAAAACCGACCCCGUUGGGCCCGGUCGCGCGCGCCACGGCCCUGCCGCCCAUGGCAUCCGACAAAGGCCCCGUCGCAACCGAGGCUGCCUUUGCGACUCCUCCUGCGACCCAGGCCGCCGCCGCCGCCGCCAUCAACGCUGCAGAGCUGUUUGCUUCGGAGUCGGGGAGAUCUGGUUCGCUCAAGAGGGCCCGCGAGGCAACCCCCACAUCGCCAGCCUCAGUAGCCGCCACGCUUCCCAGUUCCGACCUGUCGCCUUCCAAAAUACAGCGACUCGGCUUCGCAGCUAGACACUCCCCAGGGCCUUUGACUGGCGCCCUCGCUGUAGAAGAAGAGAGGUUGCGCAGGGAAGAGGAGGCUAGACACGCCGACGCUGUCAGCGACAACCCCAGCCGGCGCGUUUUGGACACCCUGAGAUCCGCCACGAUGGAGAUGAGUCGAGUACAAGACGCCCCAGAGGCACCAGCUGCGACAGCUGGUCAGGACGCGCCGGCUGAUGCUAGCCAUCAGGUCACCAUUCCCGCCUUGAGCCCACACAAACCCGAUGUACCGGUCGAUACGAGCCCUCAACCUCACAGCACAAACCACAAUCCAAAUGAGGGCGGCACGCACCUUGUCGUCGACAGUCCUGCACCCAUGGAUGUUGACCAACGCAACGAGCAGCAGACUGGUGGCUUUGUUGCGCAAUCAGAUGAGCAAGCCCCGGAGAAGCACACCGCAUACUCAUACCCAGGCAUCCAAUCUCCAAGCGCUGCCAUGGCCGCUCCGCCGCCACCUCCGCGCGGUAUGAGUCUUCCAAUGAACACGUCACAACAUACGGACAUUGCCCCGAGGUCACCGUCCUCGAAGAAGCACAAGUGUCCCUAUUGCAACACGGAAUUCACGAGGCAUCAUAACCUCAAGAGCCAUCUGCUCACUCAUAGCCAAGAGAAGCCAUAUAUGUGCGAUACAUGCCAGAUGCGCUUCCGCCGGCUGCACGAUCUAAAACGACACAGCAAACUCCACACCGGAGAAAAGCCACACGUAUGUCCUAACUGUGAUCGCAGUUUUGCGCGAGGUGAUGCUUUAGCACGCCAUGCCAAGGGAGUUGGUGGCUGCGCCAGCCGUAGGGCCAGCAUGGGCAGCUUUGGCGCCGGCGACGGGGUCGAUGAAUCGGUAGUACAUGGAGGUGAUGAAAGUAUGAUGUCGGGCGUUAUGUACGAGGCGAACGAUACAGCAAUGACGGAAGAGGACCGCAGGCGGCUCAGCAUGACAAGCGCCAUCAAGCCCGCGCACGCAGCUGCGGGUCACACAUCGGAUAAUUUCAGCCAUCAGGGUCGCCCCCUGGCGAGACAAGGCACUGCUGGAGCUGGAGUUGCGGCUGCUGCCGGUGGCCCAAUCAACCAUCAGUCUGGGGCUCACUCGCGGGCCCCAAGCGGUCCGAGCCAUGUACCAGGCAGUGGGAGUGGCGAGAGCUCAAAUAACCUUUUCAGUACGGCCGAUAAUACCACCAUAUGGUCAUACAUACAGUCGGUCGACAGCAAGUGGGAAGCAGCUUUCAAGCAGAUGCAGGAUCGUAUGGUGGUCCUCGAGGCUGCCAAAGCAGGCUCAGACGCCCAGGCUAUCUUUUUGGAGAACAAAUUUGCUCGGAUGGAAGGCAAGAAUGCACAGCUCGAGAAUCAGGUUGCGCAACUUGUUGAGGAGGUCAAUAGUCUGCGCCAGCGGUUGGCAAUGCCGCAGCAGCUUGCCGAUGAACUGAACGCAUUACGGCCGCAUCUUUCGAUAUCAAGGGAUGAACACGCCCCUGAGGCGAGCCAACAGCAACAUCACGAGGUAGACCAAGAACAGCAGCAUCUCGAGGCAAUUCAGCAGCAGCAGCAGCAGCAGCAGCAGCAGCAGCAGCCGCCGCCCGAAGCACAAAUCCCCGCCCAGCCUCAAUCUGUAGAUGAGAUGGACUUGGCUGCCCUCAAGGAGUAG